AUGGCUCGAGCGGCGGUAAUCCCAGCAUCGCCACCUAAACGUUACACGCGUGGUACAGCUAAACGGACGACAACGACGACGACAACGACAACGACGGCGACCAAGAACGCCAAAACAGCUACACCGGUGGCACGGACAACAACCAAAGCAAAGGCACCGACAUCCGCCACAGAAACUAGAAAGCGUGGUGUACGGAUAGCAUCCGCAGCUGCAAGGAAACGAGCUGAUGAUGAUUCGGAUGAGGAUACCGAUGACGAACUUGGGGUUGUUGAUAACAAGAACAAGCGCACAACGACGUGGACACGCGGGAAAACGUCUACUUCUGCUGCAACCACGGCUAGUCGUGGUAGGAAACCAGUUGUUGUAGCUACACCAUAUUCAGAUAGUGAUGAUGAGGACGAACUUGCUCAAACAGAGUUCCCUACGAAGCGAGUGGGGAGGCCGAGGACGAAGCCUGCGGAACCCGCUGCGAAGCCUGAAAACGCACCCAAACCCAGAGGGAGACCCAAGGGCAGCACAGCAGCUAAGUCAAGUGGGAGUGCCGCGACUGGGAAAGAAACUGCACAAAGGAAAACUCGGACGCAGACUAAGGUGAAUCCAGAGCCUCAAGAGGCCCCUAAAGAGGUGGUGAUAACGACAAAUUCUUCAGUAAUGAGAUCAAAUUUAUUGCGUGGGCCAGCUAAAAAGAAAAAGGUCACAUUCCGUGAUCCGGAUUCGGAGGAGGACAUGAGUGAACCGAUACCUGCCCCUGCUGGAAGGAGAAGGGCAGCUACGCCGGCGAAGAAGGCUGGGCUUGGAGCCAAACCGGUCCGAAACGCUCCUACAACUUCUGGUAGGGGCCGUAAACCUGCUGCAGCUAAGAAGGACUCUUCAAAGCCCCUUUCUCCUAAGAAGGCAACGCAGGUUGCCAAAUCAAUAUCAGCAUACGUCAGCUCUGAUGGUGAAAAUGACGAGCUACAGGAGCCUAAGAGCCCGAUGAAAAUUAUUGUUGAUAGUCCCACUAAAGACGGACCAGACAAUACUGGAUUGAGCUCCCCAGUCAAGCGAAUCAACUUUACUACGAACUCCCCCCACACGAAAGUCGAUGAAAAUGGAGAGCCCACGCCCCGCCUUCCUAGGCCGAUGGAUUUCAGCGAGUCACUUAUCAUGUCCAGUCCUGCUCGUCGUCCUACUCCAUCACCUUUUAGCUUCUCAAUGAGGGAAACUCCAAAACGUGGCGGGUUUACUCUUGGGGAGGAUGUUAAGCCAUUAGUGCAGCCAGACCUUACUCCUACUCGAAAUUCACCACUCAAAAUGUCCCCUAAAAAAGCGAAUUUGGAAACCCCGAAAGCUGGUAACCUAUGCUUUGUCAAUGACAGUAGACCACUGUCUCAACCGAACUUUACCCCGGGACAUAACUCACCUCUGAAGACUUCACCUAAAAAGGGUCUCUUUGGUGCUUCAUUCUCAUCACAGCCUGCCGUUCAGGCUUCCUCUACUCCAUUGAAAACCCAGAGAUUUUUGCAGAGCCCGGCGAAGAAAAUUGUUACUCCAUUCAAGAGCUCCUUCAGUAGACAAUCGCCUGUUAUCGAACAACAUCAAUUUGAUGAUGAACAAGAACAGGACAGCCACACUCCGGCCCAGGGCAUUGGCGAGUAUCCUCUUAGAACCAGCGAGAGGAGAACGCGUAUGGAGCUGGAAAGAGACAACGAUCAGGUUGAAGCACCUACAUUCCGCGAAGAUGACCAUGGCCUACUUCCGCCAGCUGAGACUUGCGUCUCACCAGAGGCCGAAAAUUGCGUACAAGCAUGUGAAACCCCUGAAAUGGACUACAAUGAAAAUGAAGCGUACUAUCAGAAACACGCCCUGGAGGACGCGGAGUAUGAAGAUGCAACAGCCGAUGAUUUGUCUGUCGAACAGACAGAGCCUGUUCAAAAGAAUCUGGAAAACCAUAUCGAUGAGCAGAAUGAUGGAUGGGUCCAUGAUGAUGUGGAGGAGGAGGAGAAAAGGAUUCGUCCUAGUGAAAUCCAACAAUACGGAGAUGGCGUCGAGAGCGACACUGAACCGUGCACCGAAGGACAUCAUGCAAUUGAAGAGGGCUCUGAAUAUGAUCUUAAGGAACGGGAAGACUACGACAGUCUGGGCGAAGCUCGAGUGUACGGUGGAGAGGAAACCGGUGAAGGUGUCGAGCUUGUCACUUCAGAAACUCACUUGGUUGAGACAGAAUAUCACGAGAACCCAGCGGAGGCCCAAGAACAGUCAGUGGAGCCGGGGCCUGAACCUAGAGAUACGAAAACGGAGCAUCCCUCACCCUAUCGACAAAGCAUGAUUGAAGGAAUUGAAGAUGUCUUUGUGGACCGCCCGCUUGCUACCGACCAUAUGAACGAGGAUCCUGAUAUGGAGGCCACUGAUGAAGCAUCAGAAGUCGAAGGCAAUAGUAACAUAGAUGAGUCUAACAGUGAAGUUCAUUAUGAGCUUGAGGACAUUGAAGAGGAUUGCGUUUUCGACGAUGACGACGAGACGCUUGUUGCAUUCGAUACGACUGGCAAAUAUAUGCUUCAGCAUCCACAGCAGAUGGAUGCCGGAUCACAGGAUAACCCUUCCAAUGAAGUUCAAAAUAGUUUGGAAACUAUCCCAUCACCUCGUAACUUGGGCGAUUACCGUGGUAAUUCCCAGGAGGAAGAAGAUGCAAACGUGAAUGAUGCAUCCGAGCUAGAGUCUAUUUCUGAAGGACCCAGUCAUACCGGCAGGAAUGCUAGUCCUCAGGAGCCAGCCCAGACAGAGGGCCGAUCUGCCCACUCAAUUGCAGCACAACGUGGUAACCGUCCACGGUUUACACUGUUAGCAGAGCAGCUCAGUCAUUGGAAAGCUAGCAGCCCUGAAAAGCUCCAGCCCAGACGCUCACGGCGGAGAGGUGUUUUCUCGUUAGCUGGCGAUUUCAAGAAACCCGGUGAAAUCUCCCAUGGGCCUCGUCUCUCUGAACAGGUGUCGUACCCUGAUCUUACCGCUGAUGAAAAAUGUCGGACUCCUGAAUUUUCUCCGCGGCAAGGGGGAUCUCUCGAAACCGAGGUCUUUCCCCCAUCUGAGGACAAAAGCCAGGAAAUGAGAUCAGCAAAAUCUGAUACCCAAGAAAUUCUUGAACCUGUCGAGAAACCCAGAUUCGACAUUUUUAAUGACCUGGAUCCAGAAAUAACCGAGGUUGGGUCAGUCGACGCUGCUUCGAACCAGAUUAAUCAAAUCGAUGAUCUUCUGUCUAUCCAGGAUACGUCUCUUGAUGACGAUAAAGAAAAUGAUGAAAUGCCCCUUCCUGCACCAGUCACUCCCAUGAAGAACAGGGUCACUCAAUUGCAAACUUUUCACACAGUGUCCAAGGUGCCUUUGAAGGGAGAAGGCGGGCUUUCGCCAUUGAAGGUAUCUCGCAAACGAGGUAGAUCACUGUCCAGCACUUCACCAGGCCGUUCUAGAGUUCGCAGGUCUCUGGGGCAUAUAGUGCAGGACUCGUCAUACUCCCCUCGUAAAUCGUUACGACUUCAGCAAGCUGCAAUCCUCAAACUGGAGCCUAGCAAUUCUCUAGUUCAGGACUCUGUGGCUCAGCAGUCUAGAUAUGUCAAGAAACCGUCUCACUCCUCUACCCCGGCAAAGAGCCCCAGAAGAAGUAUCAAUGCAUGCAGCUUUGUCCUACGAGGAGCUGUUGUAUUUGUCGAUGUUCAUACCACAGAAGGAGAGGACGCUAGUGGCAUAUUUGUCGAGCUCCUGCAACAAAUGGGGGCACGAUGCGUUAAGAGCUGGUCGUGGAACCCUCGUGCAAGCUUUUCUCCAGAAGAGAACGCUGGGGCGAAGGAUGGGAGGGUUGGUAUAACCCAUGUCGUCUUCAAGGAUGGGGGAGUACGCACUUUGGAAAAGGUCAGGCUAGCAAGGGGGCUUGUCAAGUGCGUUGGAGUUGGCUGGGUUCUUGACUGCGAGAGAGAAAAUAAAUGGCUUGAUGAAGGUCACUACAUUGUUGACAGCUCAAUCAUUCCUCGUGGCGGUGCGAAGCGAAGAAAGAGUAUGGAGCCUAGGGCCCUGAGCAACGUUAAUGGAACCCUUGUCAAAGUAGAUGCAAGCACUACAGCUAGCAGCGGCAGGCGCUCCGGUGCAGACCUGAACGCUAUGGAAAACUUUAAGAGGUAUACGCCUACGCCUUCUCUUGACGAGCCUUCCACCCCAACAAACAACCGACAGUAUGAUGCUGGCCACAGCGAGAUAGACAAGCGAUAUUUACAGACCCCCAAAACUCCUGGCUAUGGCUUCAACCUAGACAACAUUAGCAUGUCCCCGGCGACUCCAUUUCAUCUCUCCCAGCGAACUAAACUUGUGCAACAAACUUGUCCUCCGAAACAAACCCAACAGGGCCUCUUCUCAAAAGCUGAUCUUGAUGGGGAACCGUCGCAGAAACUGCGGGCGAAACUUGAAACCGCGAGACGGAAGAGUUUGGCAUAUAAGCCCAUAGUCGGCAGCCCGCUCAUAGAAUAA
Aspergillus tanneri is the source of this 4491-nucleotide messenger RNA. RefSeq lists its product as uncharacterized. Bases 1 to 4491 code for a protein of 1496 amino acids. Gene Ontology annotation, biological process: mitotic cell cycle. The transcript has 2 exons. Lineage: Eukaryota; Fungi; Ascomycota; Eurotiomycetes; Eurotiales; Aspergillaceae. The record is from RefSeq and is a predicted model, not a curated record.